GUGGGGGGAAGGCCAAGAGUCCAAAACCCAGAGAGUGAGAGGGUUUUGACUGAAACCCCACAACUCACUUCCCUGUUUCGCUCUCUUCACUCUCCCAUAAAUCAAUUUCAGUGUUUUUUACGAUUAUUGAAGGGGAUUUGGGUUUGAUGGCGCAUUGAUUGUGUUGCAGAAUCAGCAGAAGCUGUAGGUAAUGGGGGAAAAGGGAGGAAAAGGGUUUUCGCUGAACAGCAACUUGGGGAAAUCUUCAACAAAAUCUCCUCUGGAAGCUUCCCUGACAGGAAAGGAUGAUAGCGCAGCAAAGUCAAAGAGGGGAAGGAAAGUUCAGUUCAAUAACGGAGGAUUACCUGAAGCUAGACUUACUAGUUCACUGAUGUCUGGUGGGAAGACUGACAUCCCAAUUGCUAAAGGUGAUUUGAGCAAGGGGGGGAAAGGAGGCAGGGUUCUAAAUGGUGAAAAAAGUGCUGUACCAAAACCUCCUGCCCCAUUGGAGCUCAGGAUUGAGCAAGAACUUCCGAAGAAUGCUAAAUGUAUGAUGGAUUGUGAAGCUGCACUUAUCUUAAAAGGAAUUCAGGAGCAGAUGGUAGUACUGUCUGAAGAUCCAACAAUUAAAAUCCCUCUGUCAUUUAACAAGGGACUCCAGUAUGCCCAAUCCAGUAACUGUUAUGCAAGCCCCCAGUCAGUUAGACGGGUUCUUGAGCCUCUCUCUAAAUAUGGUGUUUCAGAUGGAGAGAUAUGUGUGAUUGCAAACACUUGUCCAGAAACUAUUGAUGAAGUUUUUGCCCUUGUCCCGUCCUUGAAGCCCAAGUGGAGCACGCUCAGGGAACCCCUCAAAGAUGUAUUGCGGGGACUAGCUGAGCUUAAACACUCGAACCAAAGCUCCAACCCAGAGAGAUCCCCUGGUUUUUCAUAGGUUAUGGGCCCUGGAAGAUGUGAUGUGGGGACUAGUCUUCUAAUGAGAACUUGUGCAUUCUCUGCUCUUGGUAGACAUCCUCUUUUUACAGGCUAGAGAUGUUCUUUUGUAUCUAUGCAAACCUUACUUUUUUUCUUAGAAAAUGUGGGCUUCCAAACUGAGAAUUGUGUAAUUACUGCAGUUCUGCAAUCUAUGAUUUCUCUCUCUCUGGAAA
Molecule: messenger RNA, 1124 nt
Organism: Vitis riparia (riverbank grape)
Lineage: Eukaryota; Viridiplantae; Streptophyta; Magnoliopsida; Vitales; Vitaceae
Product: DNA-directed RNA polymerases IV and V subunit 4-like
Exons: 11
Coding region: 191-910 (239 amino acids)
Biological process (GO): DNA-templated transcription initiation
Cellular component (GO): RNA polymerase complex
Molecular function (GO): nucleotide binding
Source: RefSeq, a predicted model, not a curated record